CGACAUCAUGGCGUCCGAUUGCAGUUGGUUCUCCCUCUCGUACGCAGCAGUUGGUAGCCUUUACUCUUUCAUUAUCAUAUGUUUUUCCGCACACUGUCGCAAGUGUUAACAUUCAUACACCUGCGAGCUGUUUAAGGCAGUGCAGACUCAUCGCCGAAAAAAAUCUCCACCAAAACACCGUUUUAUUCUUAUCGUGGAGAACUACGCGUGGUUAAUUUCGUGACUGCUUGACGUACGCCGCGCGACGAGCUCACCAUCCCGGCAAUAUGAUUAUAACGCUGAAAAACUUACAACAGCAAACGUUCACGAUAGAGAUCGACCCGUCGCAAACUGUCAAAGAUCUCAAGGAAAAGAUCGAGACGCAGAAAGGCUUCCCUGCCGAGCAUCAGAAGUUGAUAUACGCUGGGAAAAUAUUAGCGGAUGAGCAGCCUUUAACAGAAUAUAAUAUCGACGAGAAGAAAUUUAUAGUUGUUAUGGUAACAAAGCCUAAAGCUGGUGCUACAUCUAAAACAAGCGAGGAGCAGCGCGCCGAGGGUGACAAGAAGGAGGAGUCUACUAGUUCGGCAGCUAGUACGCAACCUAGUUCAAACCCUAAUGUUCAGGAUACUACGCGAGCAGCUAGUAACGUGCAAGAGCAACCAGCGGCAGCUGCGCCAGCGGCAGCUGCGCCGGCAGCUGGUCAAGCAGAAAGUGCCUUGCUAAUGGGAGAGGACUAUAACACUAUGGUAAACAACAUCAUGGAUAUGGGGUACGAACGCGAGCAGGUUGUGCAGGCGUUGCGCGCGAGUUUUAACAACCCUGAUAGAGCCGUCGAGUAUCUCCUAACAGGUAUACCAGCGCAACUGUUUGAGGAUCCACCCGAAGAUCCACCGGAGGCCCAAGAGCAGCUCCAGGAUCAGAGUCAAGAUCCCUUGGCCUUUUUGCGCUUGCAGCCACAAUUUCAGCAAAUGCGCCAAGUCAUUCAGCAGAAUCCACAGCUGCUGAACAAUCUUCUUCAGCAAAUCGGUUCCACUAAUCCUGCCCUUUUACAGCUCAUUUCUCAAAAUCAAGAAACAUUUGUACGCAUGCUCAACGAACCUGUGGAACCUACUGCUGGCACGGGGGCGCGAGUUUUGCCAACAUCUGGAGGAGGCGUGGCGCCCGCAGCCGCAGCCGCGGCCGCGGCUGCAGCAGGAGGUGCUGUGAACGGUGGGGCCGGCGCGGGUGCAGCGGCGGGAGUAGGACCGGGUUUAAUACAGAUAACACCACAGGACAGAGAUGCCAUCGAGAGGUUGAAAGCGCUAGGUUUCCCAGAACAUUUAGUUGUACAAGCAUAUUUCGCCUGUGAAAAGAACGAAAAUCUCGCUGCUAACUUCCUACUCUCGCAAAACCUCGACGACUGAAUCGCUCAUCUGAUCUUACGCAGCGUUUCGAAUAAAGAACAGGACUGACAGAGGGUGGAUGAUCGCACCAUUAUCAUUUUUACCUAAUAAUCAUCUUUAUUUUGUAUAUAGAUAUACACAAUAAUAUAUCUAUGCUAUUUUAUUUGUUGUGUAGAUAAAAUCCUGGUGUGUUUGGUAAGCGAUUGAAUCUAAGGAUAAGCGCAUACCAUAACAUUACAUAUAUGUCAAUUCUUUUAAGCAUUGUUUCAUACUUUUAAAAACAUUUCAUUUAAUAUGUAACACAUGUUUAUGAGAGAAAGAACUGUUGCUUACGGCAAACGGUGUUAUAAAAUCCAUCCUUACAGCCUACAAGUGCUCUAAGAUCUUAUAUUUCUUUAAUAUAUAUGGAGCAAUAUAAUUGCAUUUUUAUAUGAGAAAGCCUUACGAGCCUUACUCUGCAGAAGAAUACCUUGCAGUAGUUACAUAUUGAGAGGGCAUAUAUAAAUUGAAGAUGUGUUCACUCUCGCGUUAAGGUAUGUUUUAUACAUAUCUGAAGGUUUGCAUGUAGGUAUAAUAAGUGCAUUUUGUACAUUUCUUGGCUUUCUGAUAUAAAAAUUAUAGAGUGCAUCUGUUCGAGCAUGUGUAUUUGCGUAUAUUCGUAUUUAUGUAUGUAUGCUCAAAGAGAUUUUCUACUUUUAAACGAUAAUGCCACUAAAUUGAUUUAAAUGUUGAAAAGCUCUCUUGCGUGUCGCAAUUCAGUAAAUUGUGUGUCAUAAAAGAAAACAAUAAUUUUUAUCGUUUACAUCGCAGUGACGGGAAGCAAGGACGAAGUGUUUGACGAGUUCGAACUUGAGACCAAAAAACGGAGUCUCAGUUAACACGAGUUUACUGCACAAACUUUACAUUAUUUCCAUAUGUAUAUAUGUAUAAAGCGCGGAAUAACUUUCACCAACUUCACUCGAGUUAAGCGCGAGAAGUUGCGUGUGAAAGGAUCCGAUUGCUGCCCGAAAGAAUUGCACGAUACUGAAUUGCCGAAAGUUUCUUAACGAGUAGCGUCGGGGUGCAAAAUCGCGGGGGUUUUAUACUCUUUUUGUCCUAGGGUCCUGACACUCAGGGAGACAAGAGCAUGAUGGGCGAAAGCACGGUCCAGCGAUCAACUGUUGUCAUUUCCUCAAAAAGAAAUCAGCUGAAGCCGGAGAUCACGCUUAGUGCUGAUCUAUUGUUACUGCUGACCAGUUUUUACCUGUUUCGGAUGUUUGUCUCUCGGGGUCCCCAAGAUAAAGGAGACUGUUGAUUUGUAGAUGCUAGCUAAAAAGACAGUCUCGAGCGAGACACAGUUUCUCCGCUUCUCGAAGCUUCGCUCCUGAUUCUCAGCAAUAUUCACGGGGACGAUCGCGAAUACACAUAAUAUACCUAUAUAAUUUUCUUCUUAAUCUUUGGCUCAUGAUAAAGUCACCAUGAGUAUCACAUCAAGUUUUUGCUAGUAAUGAGAUGUUUUUGUCCAUCAAAUUAAUUUCUACUUGUAAUUCAAGAAAACAGUUGAGAUAUUAUGAACAAUCUUGAAAUUAUAUAAACCCAUGAAUAUUAAUUGUUGCAUAUACACGAAAUUCUAUUAGACUAUGAUUAUAUCUCUCCUUGCAGCAGCAUUAACAUUUUUUGGCACAAAGAAUUCAACUAGCGUGUUAUAUACAUACAUACGUAUAUACGUGUUUAUGCAUGUUACAUAAGUAGGAAAUUCUUAAUUCUUAAAUUUGUACCAUACAGUUACUCUUAUUAAUAUCAAUUAAAACAAUAAUAAAUAUUGGAAGAACUUUCAUCGCUCUUACAUAUAUUUAGUGCAAAAACAAUAUAAAAAACUAUUCGUUGGAGGAUUGUAGUAACAAUUGCAUAAAAUUCCAAUCUGUUUGUUAUGCUGACUCAAGUUUUAUCCCCCUUUUUUUAUAAAAAUAGAGAAAAUAUUAAUAGAGAAGAACUGCUGUUAAAACAGAACACAUUCUGUUGUGUGCUCAACACACUUGUAAUACAUAGUAUAAAUGAAUAAAUUACGAUUUCCACAAAUGCAAA
This is a messenger RNA of Vollenhovia emeryi, 3425 nucleotides long. RefSeq names its product UV excision repair protein RAD23 homolog B (gene Rad23). Gene Ontology annotation, biological process: proteasome-mediated ubiquitin-dependent protein catabolic process; nucleotide-excision repair. Bases 267 to 1382 code for a protein of 371 amino acids. The transcript is spliced from 6 exons. Gene Ontology annotation, cellular component: cytosol; nucleoplasm. Lineage: Eukaryota; Metazoa; Arthropoda; Insecta; Hymenoptera; Formicidae. Gene Ontology annotation, molecular function: polyubiquitin modification-dependent protein binding; damaged DNA binding; ubiquitin binding. The record is from RefSeq and is a predicted model, not a curated record.